AUGCCAACAAUCAUUAGUGCCAGCAUGACGGUUAAUGCAACAGCAACGUCAACUUCUAUUCUAAUUGGAUUUUUGGAAAUAUUAGCACAUGAAAAUGAAUUCAGUUACAAGUUGACUCAACUGACCAAAUGGAUUAAAGAAGAUCGUUAUUAUCAUACAAUACUUUACAUGAGACAUGAUGCCAAGCAGGGACAGGAUUAUGAAGAUGUCUACAAUACAGAUAAAAUACUCAAAUAUCUAAUGAGUGAGAGUAGUAUGCCAGUAAUGAAUCUAAAAGGAAAUACUUCAUACUAUUUAUGGCAUAGAUUUAAUCGUGGUUAUAUGGCUAUAGUCCAUUUGAAUGGGAAGCAAAAUGAGGACCAAAAACUGUUGAUGACAUUGUGGACAACCUUGAAACGCAAUUUACUCAGCAGGUUUAUAUUGCUACUGAGAAAGUCUGAAGAUGAGAGCUACAUUAGAAACAUUUUAAAUUUUUGCUAUGAGAAAAAAGUAAUCAAUGUUGUGGUGAUAAGGGAGUCUUUAAUCACGGGUAAUAUGUUUUAUAGAAUGCAAGCAUUUCCCAAAUUCCAGAUGAAGCUGCAAAAGAUGCAAGAAAACAAAUCUGCAAUUUUAUUUAUUGAUCAAGUAAAAAAUAUGCAGGGUUCUGCCAUACGAUUGGUUAUGAAUAAGGACAGCUCAAGUUGUUAUAUACUAAGAAAGGAAAAUGGAAAAUUUAUACUGGGUGGCUUUGUGGGUCAUUUCUUUAGCGAGUUUGCCCGCAAACACAAUGCCACCCUAACAUUUCCUAAUUAUGAGAAUUUGGACAGCGAAAUGUUCAUCAGUUUAAUGGAAGCUAUGGUGGAAAAUGGUACAUACGAUGCCUCAACUGAACCAACAAUAAAUGUAUAUUCUGAUGAUUUGGUCUAUACUCGGACCUAUGACUAUAUGGAUUGGUGUUUGAUGGUACCUUUAGAGGAAUCUCUGCCGGCCUACACUUUCUAUGUGAUAGUUUUUGAUACAGCCAGUAUGGUAAUGAUAUUGGUAGCUUUCAUAUUAUUUACGAUGGUCUUGGCUGCUACUUAUAUCAUCAGACGUGAACCAAUUGUUAUUCAAGAAUUGCUCUUCAAUAUUUAUGUUCUUAAUGGACUUUUAGGUCAAUCAUUUAAAGCGGAGCGCUAUUUUUCUGGAGUGCGCAGUUUACUUUUUAUGAUUAUCUGCUUAUCCGGCUUGAUAUUCAAUACAACGUACGUCACCUAUUUGCAAACCUUCAAUGCCAGUCCUCCAAAGAAACAUGUUAUUAGUUCAAUGGAAGAUGUUCGGAAAUCGGGCAUGCGUAUUGCUUUGUAUGAAGAAGAAUUUGAUCUGCUUAAUGCAUUUGAUGUAGGAAAUGAAUUUAAAAAUUAUCUAAAGAUUAUAUCAUCAUAUGCAGAGUAUUAUAGUUUACGCAAUAGCUUCGAUAGUCGUUAUAUAUAUCCAGUGCCAUCGGCUCAGUGGACCCUGUAUGAACAACAGCAGAAAUUCUUUGCCAAACCACGCUAUCGUCUGACUGAUAUUUGUAUCAUCAAAAUGUUUGCCAUGCAACUGUCUUUGCAACCCAAUUCUCCUUUUGAAGAGUCCAUGAAUAUUUUAAUUGGUAUGCUAUAUCAGGCUGGAUUUGUUACCUAUUGGAAAUCGUUGGCAUUUUUGGAAUCCGUUCAAAUGCAUAAAAUUAGUUUGGAAGACAAGAGUACCGUGUCAACAUUUGAACCCAUGAAGUUGGAAGAUAUGAAAUUGCUAAUGUUUCUCUUUGUAGUUAUUGUUAUUUUAUUGUGCAUUUGUUUUGCCAUUGAAGUGUAUUGGCCACAUCGUGGUGAAGUAGCAAUGAAGUUUGUUCAAGUAAUGAGAAAAUUAUAUAAACGCUUUAUUAGAAAAUAA
Molecule: messenger RNA, 1893 nt
Organism: Calliphora vicina (urban bluebottle blowfly)
Lineage: Eukaryota; Metazoa; Arthropoda; Insecta; Diptera; Calliphoridae
Exons: 1
Coding region: 1-1893 (630 amino acids)
Source: RefSeq, a predicted model, not a curated record